Molecule: messenger RNA, 1158 nt
Organism: Dichotomopilus funicola
Lineage: Eukaryota; Fungi; Ascomycota; Sordariomycetes; Sordariales; Chaetomiaceae
Exons: 2
Coding region: 1-1158 (385 amino acids)
Source: RefSeq, a predicted model, not a curated record
AUGUUUGCCGUGGCGCCAUCUUUCUUGAGGACCUUCGCGACGAGGCUUGUCGACAUUGGCAUUGUCCUAGUUGUCGGGGGGUUGAUGAGCGUGAACAACUUGACCCACAACACAAGCAACAUAACCCUCCCCAACGCCAACCGACGACCACCACCACCAUCACUAUACCCCCAUCACCACCUCUCAUCGUCCCACCCGUUCCCCCCUCACCCAGCAACCACCCACCCCCCAUCCCCUCCAGACCUCCCAACGCAUAACACCAACCCAAUCUAUGACAACCCCAUCACCAACAACAACAUCGGAAACAGCAACAAAAACCCCCCCUCCCACGCAACAACAACCUACCUCAAACACGCCGCCCGUCCCACAACAAUAACCUUUGCCCAAGCCUUUCCCGCUCCAACUUCCCUGCCCUAUUUGGACCCUGUCCCUUCGUUGGAAGGGCUAUGUUUGGAUUAUUCGGCUCCGGGUUCGGCUCCUUAUUCUGGUCCGGGAGAUGGAGGGAGGAAGGACGUCGGCGUGGGGAGGAAGAAGGAUUUGUUGGGGACGAGUCUGCAGAUGGGAUGGUAUGAUGGUGAAAGGGGGGGUUAUGAAGAUGAUGGUGGUGAUGAUGGUGGUGAGGAGGAGGGGGAGGAUGAGGAUGGGGAUGGUGGAUUAGGGACAGGAAAUCAUGGGCAUUGUCGACAUGAUUCGGGUUAUGGGCAUGGGCAUGAGCUUUGGUUUGGCGAUAGAGGCCACGAGGGACAGGGUGACACUAUGAAUCAAGGCGAGGAAAACGAGGGAGGUUGGGAUUUCAAUGACAGAGGUCAAAACAGGGCGUCGAGGCUGGUGGACAACGACACCGCCUCAGAGAACAGAUAUCAGGAACGGGAGGGAAGAAAACGAAAAGCGGUGGGGUUGGAGAAAGACGAGGUCAGUUUUGGGCACUGCAAAAAGCUUAACAUGGGGGAAACUCAAGGACAGCACAGCGCAUCGCAAACAGUUUGGAAAGGAAAAGGGAAGGAGGAGGUGUUUCGUGUGCCGAGGUUUUUUCCGCACAAUUAUCACCCGGCUACUGUGGAGGAUGCGUAUGAUGAGGAUUGUGGCGGUAGGUUUGGUCAUGGAUUUGAGUACGCAAACAGGAGUGAAUUCGAGGGGGAGUGGUCGAUGGGCGGUUAG